AUGCUAAAUAGUAAAAUUUAUUAAUCACCAAAUUCGACAAAAUACACAAACUCUUCAUUAUUAUUAUCUUCAGUUUAUGGAAGUUCAAGUAAGAGGAUUUCAUUAUUUUUUAGUUUCUCCUAAUAAGCCCAAAAUAUAAGACAUUAGCCUCAAACUUUCAUAAUUAUAGAUAAAUGAAUAAUUUUCAUUCAAAAAGGAACCUUAUGAAGAAAAAUUAAAUUAGAUAGAUGAAAAAUAUUAAAAAGCAUAUUUAAAUGAUGAUUAACGAAUUAUAUCAUUCUAAAAUUAAUUGAAUAAGAUAGGCGAGAUGUUAACAAACGAAUAAAAAAUAAGAAAUGUAUUAAAAUAAAAUUUAUUGAUAGAAUAAUAUUGAAAAUUUUAGAAAGAAAGAUUUGAAACAAUUAGAAUCGUUAGUUUAGAAUGAACUAAUGAAAGAUUAAAAAAAGAGAACAGAUAAACUAACAAGCAUUAGAAAUUAGAUGGAUGAGCAAUCUCAUUAAAUAAAAAUAAAAUUAGCUAGACAAAGAGAAUAUAGAUAUGAUACUUAGAAUCAAUAUUAAAAUGAUAUUGAGAUUAAAAUUAAUUAAGUGAGAGAGAAUGUCGAUAAUGAAAGAAGAGAAAGGUAAGGAGCUUAUUUUUUAUUUAAAGAGACCUACAUUGUUAGAAUAUGAUAAGUAGAAUAGGCGAAUAAGUUCUAUAGGUUUAGGAAAUAUUAAAUAUAGAGAAAUAAUAAAGGUAAGACUCUCAGAAUCAAAUGUAAGUGAUGAUUAAUGAGAUUACAAGCAUUUUAUCAUUGUAAUUAGCUGAAGAAAAAUAAUAAAGAGAUGAAACAGAAAGAACAAUCAUAAAAUUAAUAAAUGAAACUUGUAAUAGAGUAGAGAAUUCAUUGAAAAUGUGA
Molecule: messenger RNA, 898 nt
Organism: Paramecium sonneborni
Lineage: Eukaryota; Ciliophora; Oligohymenophorea; Peniculida; Parameciidae
Source: the annotation of a GenBank genome assembly